AUGUCUAUCUCUAAUUUCGGGUCACGCCUCUUGCUCUCUUCAAAAUCAUUUAGCGUUUUAUCAUCCCGAUCUUACUCUUUCCCAGUUGUUUAUUUACUCUCUGAAUUUUUUAACCCUCAUCAAUUGCAUAUGAUUUGGGUUGCAGAAGGACUCCGGGUGUGUCACGACUAUGGUCACUUUGGUUCCUAUGCUGCUGCAAUCGUUGCAUCUACCUUAACUUUACGAACCAUUUGUGCUGGUCCACUCUACACUUUCACAGAAAAAAAUCAAACUCUCGUCACCAAAGCCUAUUGUGAAAGCGCGGCUGAAGCUGCGAAUUCUAGAUUUUCCAUUCCUCAAAAAGAUGGCAAAAUUAAUCCUAGACUUCAACAGGCAAUGAUACGGAAGUCAUUUACGGAGAAAUGUCAAAAAUAUGGUUGCCACCCCUUUAAAUCUUGUAUUUUCGCAAUGUUCCAAUUGCCUAUUUGGAUGACUAUAACUUUUGGCUUAAGAAAUGCGUGCGGUAUACAGGUUACUCCUUUCGUAUAUUGGCCCCCAACUAUUCCUGAAUUUGUUACAGAAGGCUUGGUAUCACCAACGACAUCUAUAGCCCUAAUUGCGGCCACUACAUUUGUGACGGCUUGCAAUGUUGAAAUCGGUCAUCUACGCCGUAUUUAUGGUCAGAGCAUGUCAAUUGCUAUUAAGGAAGACCCUAAAGCUUUGGAACGCGGUAGUGUCAACGCCUCUGUCCCCUCCCAUCUCCCUUGGCAGCUCAAAUUCGCCCAUGGAGCUGGAAUUUUUGGAACUUGUGUGACACUAGUUGUUUCUUUCUUUGCACCUUCUGCUCUAUUAAUCUACUGGUGUACCUCAGGAUCUCAUCAACUUAUUCUUCAUCUUCUACAUCUCAAUAACCGAGUUCGACUAUUUCUAGGCAUUCCAACUUCCCCAAUAGAUGCAAAACAUCCAUGUCAAGCUCUCUGGUCCAUCGCUAAGAGUCACUAUCGCAUUCUCCGUUGGAUGACUACUACCAGUAGGUAA
Rodentolepis nana is the source of this 1017-nucleotide messenger RNA. The record is from the annotation of a GenBank genome assembly. NCBI's taxonomy places the organism in Eukaryota, Metazoa, Platyhelminthes, Cestoda, Cyclophyllidea, Hymenolepididae.